AUGAAGGCUAAAAGAAAGUCCACAUCUGGAACCAUAAACGAGAAUAAUGCAAAAACAGGUGCGGUUGGGAAAAGCUAUGUGAAGGCUGUAAAAGAACAUACUGCCAGUGUACCGGAACCCGGUCGUCCGUGCUCACAAAGACGGUUCUUGGAAGAGUUCACGAAACGUAUCAAUUCACAGAAUACGCACGUCGAGGAAAAUAUGCUACACGAAUUUAAGGUUUAUCUAGAUGUGAAGAAAAAAUAUCUAGUGCUGAUGCAAGAGGCACAGAGACGUGAGAUAAACCAAACAAAAUGGACGCAGAAAAUAACAUCGGAGAGCGUUGACUCACUUAUACUUGGAGCAGUAAACGGAGCGGAAUAUGCUACACAGAAUCCCCCAAAACGAACUUUGGCCGAUGAAGAACCGGAAAAUAAAGACUUAGAAGAGGUCAAGAAGUGUAUGAGGGAGAUGAAUCUCAUACUUGCUUUUAAGCUUCACUGUCAUGAAGCAUUAAACAUAUUGACAGACCGUGUGAGAAUACCACACCUAUUUGUACCAGAAGGGCAGCGAUUCUCAAGCAGGAGAAAGCUUAUAGUAUGUACGGCAAUUAUUGUGCCUUAUCUAAGGACUAGGUACAACGUCACAGAUAAUCCUACUGUUGAAAACGUAUUAGCAGCCUAG
Molecule: messenger RNA, 663 nt
Organism: Thelazia callipaeda (thelaziosis nematode)
Lineage: Eukaryota; Metazoa; Nematoda; Chromadorea; Rhabditida; Thelaziidae
Source: the annotation of a GenBank genome assembly